Molecule: messenger RNA, 1779 nt
Organism: Drosophila virilis
Lineage: Eukaryota; Metazoa; Arthropoda; Insecta; Diptera; Drosophilidae
Gene: PpV
Product: Protein phosphatase V
Biological process (GO): G1/S transition of mitotic cell cycle
Cellular component (GO): cytoplasm
Molecular function (GO): protein serine/threonine phosphatase activity
Source: RefSeq, a predicted model, not a curated record
GCUUGGUAUUUUACUGUUUUGCGGAUUUUGUUGCGUUUUUCCAAUAACUUUAUCAACUGGCUUUGGGUGCGCUGCACAAAACCGAGGAAUAAUAAUGGGUGAUGUCGACAAAUGGAUAGAGAUUGUUAAGGAUUGCAAAUAUUUGCCCGAAAAUGAAUUGAAAAAACUCUGUGAUAUGGUCUGCGACAUACUGUUGGAGGAGACAAACAUACAGCCAGUUAGCACGCCCGUCACAGUAUGUGGCGACAUACACGGCCAGUUCUAUGAUCUGGAGCAGCUAUUUCGAACUGGCGGCCAGGUGCCCGACACGAAUUACAUAUUCAUGGGCGAUUUUGUUGAUCGGGGCUAUUACAGCCUGGAGACAUUCACACGUCUGCUGACCCUCAAGGCCCGCUAUCCCAGCCGCAUAACAUUGCUGCGGGGCAACCACGAGACGCGCCAGAUAACAAAGGUUUAUGGUUUCUUUGACGAAUGCUUUAGCAAAUAUGGCAAUGCGAAUGGCUGGAAAUACUGUUGCAAGGUAUUCGAUUUGCUCACAAUUGCUGCGAUCAUUGACGAGAGCGUGCUGUGCGUGCACGGCGGUCUCAGUCCGGAGAUUAUAACGCUAGAUCAAAUACGAACAAUCGAGCGCAAUGGUGAGAUACCCUAUAAGGGCGCCUUCUGUGAUCUGGUCUGGUCCGACCCGGAGGACAUGGAAUACUGGGGCCAGAGUCCGCGUGGCGCUGGCUGGCUGUUUGGCCAUAAUGUGACCAAAGACUUUAUGACCAUCAACAAUCUGGACUUGAUAUGUCGAGCACACCAGCUGGUCAACGAGGGCAUCAAGUAUAUGUUUGAGGGCAAACUGGUCACCGUUUGGUCCGCGCCCAACUAUUGCUAUCGUUGUGGCAAUGUGGCGGCCAUACUCAGCUUCGAUACGGCGAAACAGAGGCAAACGCAAAUCUUUCUGGCCGUGCCAGACUCGGAGCGUGUCAUACCCAAACAGAAUACGACGCCUUAUUUCUUGUAAAGCUCGCAAGCAUCACAAUCAAAACCAUGCAACAAAUUACCGCCACGUCCGCCCGCCGCUGCCAGUCGACUGACAUUCGCACUGCCAGCGACCAAAUAGAUUCAAUUCAAUAGCCGCGAAAUCGGCCGACGCCAGCAGAGAAACCAAAACAAUAACACACACACACACACACACACACACACACAUACACAAUACCUAUGCACACACACACACAUACACAAUACCUAUGCACACACAAGCUUGUAAACACCAUAAUUCAGCACUUAGAGAGAGAGAGGAUUGUAUUCAUAAUUAUGCUCAAAAGAUUUGUUCAACCUUGUAUUUUGUUUCCGGUUAUACAGCCGUUAUUUAUAUAUAUAUAUAUAUAUACAUAUAUAUUAACUAUUCGUUUAACAAAUAUCACUUAAUAUACAUAUAUAUAUAUAUAUAUAUAUAUAUAUUUUAAUUAUUUUCCAUCUUUUUGCUUGUGUGGCACAAGAGCAAACCGAAUCAGCAGCGUCCCGUUCAAAAGGAAAACCCAUAAAAGCAAAAGACAACUUGUAAAUGCAUUUCUUUUUCUUAAAAUUAAUUAAGUGAAAGUUCUUGUAGAGAUUUAAAACAAAACAAAAAAAAAAAAAACGAACGUUUAUAAAAUUGCCUGUAUUUAGCUAUUAAUUAAUACUGUUUGUUUCCGAUUCGAAUUGUUGUCGGGCAGACUUUACUUGCUGGCCCACAAAUUAACUAAAUGUUUAAUAGCUUUUAUGCCAAGUACAAAAUAUAGAUCGCAAACCGCA